GGCUAGUGCCCCCUGCCUGCCCCAGGAACGGCUCGGCGUCACUUGUCGGCCCCGCUGACAUAAAAUCCUGUCAUUAAAUUCCACCCAUUUCUCGCGGACUAAUCUACUGUGGCCGAGGUAAACACGGUCCUGAGCCGUCCCUGCGGCAGCACCAAGCCGGAGUGGUUCCCAGGGCCCUGGGGGAGGGGGUCCGGUCGGCGGAAUUCCACCCUUUGAUAUGGCGAUAUCGGGUUUAUCUGGUUGAAGUGGUCGCUCGCGCGUUCCAGGGGGUGGUGUAUAUAAAGCGCGCGUGCCACCACUUGAUCGGAGGCUCCGUGCAAGUAGCCAGGAUCCGAGCGCCUUCAGGCAGCGAUCACACCCUUCCAGCACUGAACAUUGCGCAGCUUCUGCAUCGAACCAGUUGAGCGCUGCACAGGAGAGGACUACUCCGCGGUGCAAAAUGAAAGGGCUGCCGAAGUUGGCAACGCUCCUGGUCGGCCUGCUGCUGACGGGGUUGGGGGCUGCCGUACAGUUCGACAACUUCGAAGAUUUUCUGAUGGUGGUUGAGGCGGAGACAGGGAGAGGAAGCCGGCCCACGAUGUCUGGCGCCCGACUGAAGACACGUAUGCAGACGGAGGGCAUGCAGGAGGGUCCCGGCUGGGACGAUGAAGACAGCGACGCAGAGACCAGUGGAGACGACCCGGAUCGGCCGCAGCCGCCGGCAGUCAAGCCUGACUUCGACCGAGGUGGCCGUGAGUCUGCCCGGCGGGUGAGCUGCUGCGACUUCGGGCGGCUGGCUGGGAGCGGGGGCUACCACUGCAACCCCGACUUCUACAAGCCGCAGGUGUGGUUCCGUCUCCGAAAUCAGCUGCAGUUUAAGAUGAAGCAGAGGAUGGCGGCAAAGCGGGGCCGCAAGAGCUCUCCGCUGAUCUCGCAGUUCAGAAAGUGCAUGAAUGGAAAGAGGAUGGCAAAGAACGCCUUCCACAAGUGCUGUAAGGAUACACACAUGGAGGCUAUGCUGGCCCAAAAGUACAAGAUUAACUGGUACAUCUGACGACGGAACAGAGUGUUUCAAUGUCGUCCGAUCUGAGGACAUGGAGGCGGUCAUGUUACAACGCAGGUGAAAGUCGAAAUGACUUAUGGGGAAGAGAGCAAACAAAGAGCAUGUCGGACACGGCAAAACAAAUGGACUUGAAGAAUGAAGAGGUGUGAACAGCAAGUCAAACAGCGAAGAAAGUUUCAGAAGACUCCUACUAUAGGGCUAUAUAAGCAGCACUAUGUGCAUAGAAAGCGGCAGAUUGAUUGAAAAACUCGCUGCAUCUUAAAGAAAAAAAUGAAGUAAGUAGUAGGAUAGUAGUUCGGAAUGAACGGGCAUGAUUGCUUGGACGAGGAAAGAAAUAUAGUCUGAUACAGACAUAUAAUGUCGCCUGUACAUCUGUAAAGGGUGUCAAAAGGAUAUCUAUUUUUUUAGUUCCAGAAGUGUAUGAACAGUAUAUUGUAUAGAGCUUCAUGGAAAGAGCUUUGACAAAUCUGUGACGGGUAUGUUUAUGUAGGGAGCUCAGGAUAAACGUGUGCAACCUGAAUACUAACAUUCCUACCGGUACAACUCAUCUCACUAAUGUUCUCUCAGACUGUGGAGUCUUUAACUUUAAACUUGACUUGUCUACAGCUGGUUUAGUUGGGGAGAAGGACAUGCACAGACUUGAAGUCAAGAAAUUGUGAAUUUUGAAUGAUAAAUUACAUAUUCUGGAUCUUGUUUGGUACAUUUUGUACAAGGUUUUGUUUUGUCAACACAUUGACCGAGCAAAGGCAGGAGGGCCCCCUAAAUGCCGACUGCGCAGGUCUCCCACUAUUGUCUGUGACUAGGUCCGGCCUUAAGAAGAAGCUGAAGUUCUGUGUUGUUCUGAUGGAAAGUGUUUACGUGUUUAUGUUCUCAGGGAGGUUUGCCCAGGCAUUCCAACCUUUCUGUCAUACGAUAUUCUUGCAAGGUUUGUUGUUCUUGACGCGUGAAACUGACUCCGAGGCAUUGGUAUUAAUUGGCCAUGAAGCGAAAGACCAGUGACAUGUGAAGUUAAAGUAAAAGUUAACAGUGUUUGGAGAGCAAUCUCCAAGCAGAUCUUUUGGUGGGACUAAGACAGUAUCGAGUUGGCCAGGCUGUAUCCAUGGGGAAAUAGAUGCAGGAUGGCCAAUUUGAUACUGUCCCACCGAAAGAUCUGCUUGGAGAUUAUUUGGAGAGAUCACAAUACGUAUAUAUUUGGAGAGAUCACAAUACGUAUGUACACAUAUAUACUAGAAACGGAUGUUUUUCUUCUGACAUUGAACACCCAUGUAUACAUUUAUGUGUACUUCAGUCUUGGGAAGCCAGUGAGUGACACUUGGCGUGGUCCUAGCUAAAUAGGUCGGUAAAGCAGAAAUGCCAAAACAUGAAGACUAGCUAUAGGCGGAAAUCUAUGCGCAUCUAUUGCAUAUUAAUUCUCAUAACUCUGUUUAGGUUGCAAAAGUUGGUCAAGGAGGAGUGUAUCAUUUCUCGCAAGCUAAGUCAGUUUUUUUUAGAGCAAAUUGUAUAGCAUCUGUUACAGAUGUUGAUUUAUUUGUACAACACAUACAAAGAUAUCUUUAGCUCGUCUUAACGGCUGAGUAUAGAUUUAUGUGUGAAGUGAACUGUCAGAGUCAAGAAACCGACAAGUGGGAAGGGCAACUAUCGGGUGAUAGAUAUUUGACUCCUUAUCUAAAUGAUAAAAUUCUCACAUCUGUUGUGUUUGGAUGAUGGAAAAGUUUGAGUAGAAAAUUGAUCGGUGAAAAGUAUGAUGUACGGAAAGGGCUGUUUAAUAAAAAUGACAUCCAAUCAUAUACUCGAGCAUGUCUUUGUCAACACGUAUAUACACGGUGCGUAAUCUAUGGGUAUUUUAGAUGUAAUGUAGCUACAUUGGUC
Branchiostoma belcheri (Belcher's lancelet) is the source of this 2911-nucleotide messenger RNA. RefSeq lists its product as uncharacterized. The coding region runs from base 440 to 1033 and encodes 197 amino acids. Lineage: Eukaryota; Metazoa; Chordata; Leptocardii; Amphioxiformes; Branchiostomatidae. The record is from RefSeq and is a predicted model, not a curated record. The transcript is spliced from 2 exons.